AUGGCCCUCCCACCAAAAUUCGCUGGUCAGAAGUUUGUGGCUACGGCUGUGCCGGCGCUGCAUACGUUGGAAUUGUAUUUGGAUUAUGUUUGUCCUUUCUCGGCCAAAAUGUUCAAUACAGUCUACACAUCCGUGAUCCCCCUUAUCAAACAAAAAUACUCUUCCAAAGUCCAAAUUAUCUUUCGUCAACAAAUUCAACCUUGGCAUCCAAGUAGUACAUUAGUCCACGAAGCUGGCGUCGCUGUACUCGCCCUCUCCCCUCAAAAUUUCUACCCUUUCUCCGCCUCCCUCUUCAAACAACAAAAUGAUUUCUUCGACGUAAAUGUUGUGAAUGAAACACGCAAUGCAACAUAUAAACGUCUAUCGAAGAUAGGAGGAGAAGUAGGAAUUGACGAGGAGAAAAUGUACGAUCUUUUGAAAAUAAGUGAUAAGCCAGGAAAAGAUGGAGCACUUAAUUCGGGAAAUGGUGUUACGGAUCAAUUGAAGGUUUUGGUGAAGAUGAAUAGGUUGGUGGGUAUUCAUGUUACACCGACUGUUGUGUUCAAUGGUGUAGUAGAAAACUCAAUCAGUAGUUCAUUCACCGCCGAGCAAUGGGAAGAAUGGUUGGACAAAAAUGUUGCAUAA
Sclerotinia sclerotiorum 1980 UF-70 is the source of this 624-nucleotide messenger RNA. RefSeq lists its product as hypothetical. Bases 1 to 624 code for a protein of 207 amino acids. The transcript is spliced from 4 exons. NCBI's taxonomy places the organism in Eukaryota, Fungi, Ascomycota, Leotiomycetes, Helotiales, Sclerotiniaceae. The record is from RefSeq and is a predicted model, not a curated record.